Molecule: messenger RNA, 5591 nt
Organism: Micropterus salmoides (largemouth bass)
Lineage: Eukaryota; Metazoa; Chordata; Actinopteri; Centrarchiformes; Centrarchidae
Product: large neutral amino acids transporter small subunit 1-like
Exons: 11
Coding region: 2707-4311 (534 amino acids)
Biological process (GO): neutral amino acid transport; amino acid transmembrane transport
Cellular component (GO): membrane
Molecular function (GO): L-amino acid transmembrane transporter activity; neutral L-amino acid transmembrane transporter activity
Source: RefSeq, a predicted model, not a curated record
ACAUCCGGGCAUUCAGAAGGCUUGCACUCUGGGCUACAAGCUGAGGACCUGGUUUCUCUCACUCUCGCCCAGGGGAAAGUCCCCGGACUCGAGGCAGAAAGUGCUCUGGGUGAUUCCAGUGUCGACCAGCGUCCACCCUUCAUAAAGCUGAGAUGUUCGCAUGAACUGAGCUUGGGGAUCGUUGGCCGACUUUGUCAGCGUUGAUAGUAAUGCAAGUAAGCAACUACUACCGCUUAAACAGAACGGGGCUCAUUCUCGGAAUGCACAUUUUACAUUACAACAAACAUUUUAAGGAAGUUAGCUCGUCCGUCUUGAAUGGAAGCUCAACACUGCAGGUUUACUGUGGACGGUGUGAACACACAUUAUGCACGUUUGGUGUCUUUUACACAACAGGCAAAAAAAAGCUAACCUAAUUUACUAGAGCUUGUGAAUGAGAAAUGUAGACUACAUCCGCUCCGUUCUUUAUUGCAUCGCAUUUAAUGACGGAGCGGCAUAAACAUAAACGUAUCACUUGUUUACCAGAAGCAAGUCCCCAAUUUGAAACGUGUUUAGGUAUCCAUCUAGUGGUUGAAAAUGUGACGUGCAAUUCAUCAGCGUCAAACUAAGUGCCCAUAAGGCAAAUCAACCUGACAUUAUAGGAUAUGCUUUGCAAAUAAAAGCUUCAACCUCUUGAUUGAUGACCAUUUUCAGUGACAUAAAAAUUUAUUACUUUUACACAUCUACACAAUUUCCCUAAAAGAUGUCUGUGAAAACUCUUAGUCGUCCGGGCCAUUGCUAGCCAAGGUAAGUUUUAAAUCAAGCGCAACUGGACUUGGUUGAAGAUACUUAAAGAUGCUUCGCCUCUUAUUCAAGAGGCUUCUUCAAUUCUGGCUGACUGGCAGGGAAUCCCAGCCAUUUAACCUCAGUGGGGUCAUUGUGAAUUUGAUGGAAAGGCCCACACAGCUUGGUUCGUUAGUGCUCCUGGCUGUUGUAGCAACAGUCGUUAUGGUUGUUGUAAAGUCACCUGAGGCCAAGUCUGAAUGACCUUCAUUGGCAUUGUCACAUGAUGCCAAAUGUGAGCGUUUGUUCAAUCUCCAGGGAAGAGAUGAAAGACAGCACUCUAAGCAGGUGAUAAAUGGCGUCACAGACCUCCACUCUUGAGAGAUAGUUUCUCUACUCUGGUGUUGACUCUGGCUUAUUUCACUCCUCUCUAAAAACAUCUUUCCUCCCUAUAUAGAAUAUGAAUAUUGUUGUUAUAGUAUAAUAGUGUCCCUAAUCCUUCAAAUGUAGGUAAACUGCUGAGUCUUGACCUGAGGAGUUGGCCCCUCUGUGAUGAGCCAUGCGUUUGUGUAAUGGUUAUUUAGUUUCCCCAAGAAAUAGGUCUGUGCAUUUCUCACCACUCUCGACAGCAUACACUAGAUUGCUUUUCUUGUGUUUGGGCGUGCAGCCUUUAGGGUGGACUAGUAUCUAUCCUAGUGUGUACUUGGGUUUAAAAAACACAGGGUGCUUGUCAAAAAUCCUCUUACGGUUAUCAAAUACUCCAGACACAUAUGGAAUCACAAUGUUGUUGUUGUCUUGUGGCUGUUUUUGUAAAGUGCCAGUUGGGAUAUCUACAAGCUGUAAGUGCAUCCUUCAGUUGUUUAUGCUCAUUCUUUUGAGCUUGGGCACUUGUUGGUAUGUUAUCAACUCAAUGGUGCAGGGAUCUGAUAACCCAUAGCUUAUGCUCUGAUGCCAGUCAGCCAGAUCUGAAGAACCCUCUUGGAUGAGAGGUGAAGCAUCUUCAAAUAUCCUUGAAAGAAGCCCAGUUGCCCUUGAUUUCCACCCUUUAAGCUCUUUAAUGUCCAGAAUCCCUUGCAAAAUUAUUUCUAUAACUGACCAGUAUGUGUCUGUACUUACAGUAAGCUAUACUGUCCUUACUGUAAUGGAGCAGUGCACAUUGACAUUAUAAUACUGUAGUAUUUGUCUUGUUUGAACACCUUGGGACAAUUUCACAAUUUCAUGUUAGCCAAUAUGGAGAUGGAAAAAGCAUUAGGUGAUCCAGAAAUACCAUGUGCUGAGUCAUUAUUAUUCUGCAUUGUCUGCACUGCAUAUUGCCAUUGGGGUCUCCAUUUUCUCUGUGGCGUCACCUUUGUGCGUGACGGAGAACAAAGACCCUUGUUUUUUCACAUUAACACCAGUAGAGGGAGCACCAGAUAUGCAUCAUCCUUACUGAGACGCUCUGACACCAAAGCACACACAGACACACGUCGACAUGAAGUAUACCACCGGAUUAGGCAGCACACGAAAAGAUUACAGUGUCACAUGGUGGCCCCUCCAAAUGGUCCCUGCCAGUAACCUACUUUCCCCUCUGAGCUAUCCCAUCAUUCAGUUGGAGUGGGCGUAGGCUCAGGCAGCAGCAGCAUCAUCAAAGGUUCAGCUCCUCCCUGCUGUAUCCUGGAGAGACAGACUGAGGGAGGGAGGUUGGGACAGAUGGGAUCAGGGUCAGAUGAAUUCAAGUCUGAGUGACGACGGCAGUGUGCGCGAAUGAAGUGGACAAUGUGUGUGUAUGUGUGUGAGAGAGGACGAAUCAGGGAGGGUUAGGGAGAGUUAGGGGGUGGGGUGGUUGCGUGUGUUAGAGAGACAGAGAGGAGAUCCAGGCAGGAGGAGAAAGGGGACAUAAAGGACGGAAGGAAACAGGGGGCCCGGAGGAAAAAAGACAAGACAGGGGGACCCAGAUUAAGAGGGAAGAUGGCUGAGCCGGAGCUGAAAUCACGGAGCAGCCGGGAGAGCGUUGCCAAGGCGGCGAGCCAGGAGAAGAUGGGAGCAGCUGAUGCAGACCCAGACCAGGACGAUUUGAUUGUAGAGCAGCCGUCUACCCUCAUGGUCCCUGCUCCCACUGCCACAAGUCCCACUGAUGGCUCACCUACCAAAGGGGAGAAGAUCGAGCUCAAACGCAGUAUCACCCUCUUCAACGGCGUGGGAAUGAUCAUAGGCACCAUCAUCGGCUCUGGCAUUUUUGUCACUCCAACAGGCGUGGUCAAAGAGACCGGCUCAGCAGGGCUCUCCCUGAUCAUCUGGUCCGCCUGUGGAGUGAUCUCUACCAUGGGUGCCCUGUGCUACGCUGAGCUGGGCACAACCAUCACCAAGUCGGGGGGAGACUACACCUAUAUCCUGGAGGUGUAUGGUGAACUGGCGGCCUUCCUGAAGCUGUGGGUGGAGAUGCUCAUCAUCCGGCCGUCGUCACAGUAUGUGGUGUCGCUGGUGUUUGCAACCUACCUUCUGAAACCUCUCUACCCGAACUGCAGCGUGCCCGACAGUGCUGCCAAACUCAUUGCCUGCCUGUGUCUUACCUCCCUGACGUUUGUAAACUGUAUCAGUGUGAGAGCGGCCACCAAGGUCCAGGACAUGUUCACGGCCUCCAAAUUGCUAGCUCUAAUCAUCAUCAUCCUCUUUGGCUUCAUCCAGAUUUCCACAGGUGAUGUGCCGUACCUGACACCAGAAAAGGCAUUUGAAGGCAGCAAAACGGGAGUGGACAAUAUUGUAUUGGCUCUGUACAGUGGUCUCUUUGCUUUUGGAGGCUGGAAUUACCUGAACUAUGUGACGGAGGAGAUGAUCAAUCCAGAGAGAAACCUUCCCUUGUCCAUCAUCAUAUCGAUGCCUAUAGUGACGGUGGUGUACGUUCUGACCAACCUAGCCUACUUCACCACCAUCUCUCCUCAAGUCAUGGUCGAGUCCGAGGCUGUUGCCGUGAGCUUUGGGGAGUACCAUCUUGGUGUGAUGUCCUGGCUGAUUCCUGUCUUUGUGGGACUGUCUUGCUUUGGAGCCGUUAACGGAUCUCUGUUCACCUCAGCACGGUUGUUCUAUGCUGGAGCUCGAGAGGGUCAACUCCCUGCUGCUCUGGGAUUGGUCCACACAGACCUCUUCACACCGGUGCCGUCCCUCAUCUUCACAUGUUUGCUGUCGAUGAUGUACGCCAUUUCUCAGGACAUCUUCUCUGUCAUCAAUCUCUUCAGCUUCUUCACCUGGCUGUGUGUCGGUAUGGCCAUUGCUGGCAUGCUCUGGCUUCGCUUUACUAAGCCCGACCUCAGAAGGCCUAUUAAGGUGUAUCUGUUCAUCCCUGUAACUUUUGUUUUGGGCUGCGUCUUCAUGAUCGUUGUGUCCUUCUGGGCAGCUCCGUUUGAGUGCCUGGUAGGCAGCAGCAUCAUUCUCACAGGCAUCCCGGCAUACCUACUGGGCUACAAGUGGAAGAAACCCUAUGUGGUCAAGAAGAUGCUGGAAAUCUUCACCAUGUUCUGUCAGAAGAUCUUCAUGUCUGUUCCUGAGGAGAGGGAGCAACAUGAGGCAACAGAAUAACACUGGACAAACUGAAAAGGACGAGACUGAGUUAAUAUUUUCGUCUGAACGCUGUUGAUAUGUUUACAUUCAUUCCAUUUGUGAUUUGGCCACAUCAGUUCUUUUUUAAAAACCCUUCACCUAACCAGGCUUGUUUCAGUGGAACAAAUUGGUAUUUACAAGGGCGGCUUGGCAAUCUUGGCAAAGGGGGGGUGUUUACGUGAACGUAAUGCUCUUGUGAAGGCACAUUUUAUGAACACUACAAAAUGUGUAAAAUUUGGAAAUCUUAAGUUGUUUUUUGACGUUCCACUGCAUUGUAUUCUUAAUCUAUUUUACAAUUAUAUCUCCAUUAAUGCUAGAACAUGCUUACUUGUUGCAUAUUAGUUAGUAAAUGGAGAUUCAUGCUCUAAUCUCAAGUAAUGCUCGCAGGCACACAGUAACUGCGAAAUACUGCAAACACAGCAUCAGAAGCUACAUAUGAUGUACUCUAGUGGCCUGAAACAUGCAAGUGGAUUGUUCACCAUAAGUGUACAAAUGAGCAUCUUAGUUGGGCAAGAAACAUUUUUCUUUUUUAACUUUCUUUACAUUUAAUCAACACUAAUGACCAAAAUACACAUAGUUUAUUAUAGUUUACAGUUUUAUAGAAUAAUGACUUGUGAGUUAAACUCUCUGUUAAUGAUGUAUGAACUAACUUUCAUAUAAGAAACAGUCACUGACAGUGUACAGUGUAUAAAUGAGGUCAGGGUUGGAAGAGGAAAUUGUUAACUAGCAUAACACUGAUUACAUUAGACUUAUGUGCUACUAAUAUUUAUGUUGAAUAACAUUCAUUUCAAUAUUUGUAUUUUUUUGUAUUCCUUUGUAAAAUAAAUCCACAGCACUAUCUUAAAGCACAAACUAAAGUGAGAUCAAACAGGAUAUGUAAUGUUUUCUUAAGAUGUGUUGUUGUGAAGCAGGUCUGUUUCUCGUGUUGUUAUUCCGACAUCAAAUCAUGUCAGAGUCAGCGUUCCAUAUGUGAUGAUAGCUGAUGAAAUGACAUUGGAUACCAGCACCUGUUUGUGAGGCAUUAUUGUAAGACACUGAAGACCUGUAUAGAUGUCAUUGUGGUUUUAUUUAGUAAGCUCCAUUCUAGUGUUUAGUGAUUUGUAUUGUGUGUAUAUAUAAUAUGUGCCAGACAUGUCAGUGCUGAUAUUCCAGUUGUUUUUUAAAUGUCAUUGUAAGACCAAGAUGAAUGUUGUACCUUUAGUGACAGCAGCUUUGUUUUUAUAGGAAAUGUACCUAUAAACUCUGACUUUUGAACGCAA